Messenger RNA from Fusarium redolens, 790 nucleotides. RefSeq lists its product as uncharacterized. The coding region runs from base 269 to 673 and encodes 134 amino acids. The record is from RefSeq and is a predicted model, not a curated record. The transcript has a single exon. Lineage: Eukaryota; Fungi; Ascomycota; Sordariomycetes; Hypocreales; Nectriaceae.
CCGGGCAUGCCGAGGCUCGUUCCCCGUCUGCUUUGACGUAGACACACAGGCACUCACACGCUUAUCUCAAAGAUCUAGCAGCAGUCAGCGCCAGUCUCUGCACAGUUCUCAUUGUACAGUGCAUACCUCGGGUUGAUACCCUCAAAUCUUUGAUAGGGAUCCUUGGCCAACCUCACCUUACAUUUUGAUAUCAUAACUGCAACGUCCACCAAAUCCCGAGUUAUCAUGCCAUGUGCUCGAGCUAUAGGCGUCUAAUUGAGAACGUCAUAUGAUUUUCAUUCCGAGAUUCAUCAAAUUGUCAUUAUUGUUAAUUGUUGAAUCCCAAUGCAAAGAAGAUCAAAGUGAUAGUCUUCAACAUAUCAGCCCUAUCGCGAACUUCAGGGUCGUUCCUAAUCCUAAUACAACCUCUCUUCCCCCAGAUCGAACGAUACCUCGGCCCAUUUGGCUGUUUACUGACAUGACUUGUCCAUUUGAGGGGUCUCGGUUUCUAGACUCUCGGUUACUCUUUUACCGUGCUCCGAAUGGAAUGGAAUUGUCAGUUCCAUUCAGAGUCAGUCCUGUUCUCCCGAGCUCCAGCUGCCCUGAGCAGGGAUGGUACGUAUCUUUUACAUCCUGGUUCAUUCUCCCCAGUUUCCCCAACAGAAACACAAAGAUCGGGAUUCGCCAAGCUUAAGCGGUUCCACAUUCGCCUCCAAGUUCAAAGUUGCAGUUCAAUAUUAGCCAUAUUUCUCCGUCAUCAUCAAUCGAAAAUCAGGCAGAGAAAAAUUCGACCCUUGACCCCCACAGCCAU